UCCAUUGAUAUGCAAAAAAAGAGAGCUUCUUUCUUUAUCUAAUCUUCCAACCCGUCCUUCCUUCUUUGUAUCUUCAAUUGUAUUUCCUCUCUAACUUUCACUCUCUAAGUUUCUAUACUUUCUCUCACUUCGCUCCGAUAAAUAAACCAAACCAAAUGUUACUUUCACUCUGCACAUUCUGAUCAAAAUGGCUUCCGCCAUACCUUCCCACACCUGUAUCACUUUCUCUUCUUCCUCUUCCCGCCACCAGACGCCUUCUCUUCCUCUCUCUGAAUUCAAAUUCAAUGGCUUAAGGAUGCAAAUGCCGUCCUUGAAGCUGUCUAUGGUGUCGACAACUGCGAGGUCGGAUAGGAUUUCUCGUAGGUGUGGAUCGCGCGUUGUCUGCGAAGCUCACCAGACUGUAUUGGAUCUUCCAACUGUGACUGAUGCGACAUGGCAGUCUCUCGUCCUCAAGGCCGACAGGCCAGUGCUGGUCGAGUUCUGGGCCCCCUGGUGCGGACCCUGCCGAAUCAUCCAUCCCGUAGUAGCUGAACUAUCAGAGCAGUAUGCUGGAAAACUAAACUUCUACAAAUUGAGUACCGAUGAAAGUCCUUCUACUGCAACCAAAUAUGGCAUCCGAAGCGUUCCAACAGUCAUGAUCUUUGUCAAUGGUGAGAAGAAAGAUGCAGUUCUUGGUGCUGUGCCCAAAACAACACUAACUGCUGCCAUUGAGAAAUUCUUGUAGUAAUAUAGGCAGGUCAUCAAAUUAAAUCUUCACGUUUACUAUAAUUCCUUGAGCCUUCUUUUUCUCUUUUGUGACAAUUCUUUUUUUUUUUUUUUUUUUUGUUCUUCAUUUGUGUCAUAAUAAAUAUUAUCUUGCUGGAAGAUUUGCUUCCCACAAGAAGAAUUCUAAAGAUUGGAAAUGAACAUUUCUACCAACUUUGUCAAUGUGUUGAAACUCGGAGCUUGUUUUUCUUGAUGCUGAACUAUGUAAAUUUAUGAGCUGUUGAUCAUAAUGAUUCAAGGAUGUUGAUUGUAGACUCUACUUUUUAUUGCUGUCAAGUGCCGGCACUGCAGGUGAAGAUUUUCUUUCUUACUGAUUUUGAUGGUUUUGGACCUUAUAAAUCUAUGGAAUUAAUGCUCUUUUUUCUGGAA
Molecule: messenger RNA, 1134 nt
Organism: Ricinus communis (castor bean)
Lineage: Eukaryota; Viridiplantae; Streptophyta; Magnoliopsida; Malpighiales; Euphorbiaceae
Product: thioredoxin
Exons: 2
Coding region: 188-724 (178 amino acids)
Cellular component (GO): cytoplasm
Molecular function (GO): protein-disulfide reductase activity; oxidoreductase activity, acting on a sulfur group of donors, disulfide as acceptor
Source: RefSeq, a predicted model, not a curated record